AUCGUUUCCCACCCGACAGGCUCCCCCGAAAUGCUUGGUUACUUGUUCCUGCUGUCUUUGCUGGCCGGUACGGCGCAUAGCGGUUGCCCGAACGGCUGGAUCAAAUACAGCGGAAGCUGCUACUACUUCAGCGCGGACCCGACCACGUUCCCCAAAGCGGCCGGGGUGUGCCGGACGUCCCGGAGCUCCCUCUUCGUUCUGCCGACGUCCAAUGACGAGAACCACUUCGUAGGGCAGAACGUGAAAUACUCGGGGACGUGGAUUGCGAAUGUGAGGCCGGACGAGACGAGGCAGGUGUCGGGUGGGUACGACAACUACGACGGGAAGGUGUCUGACAAGUAUUUUGACGACUACUCCUUCAUGUACCCGCGCCAGUGGCAGAACGCGGACUGCAGCCUAAAGAAGGGCUUCAUCUGCGAGGUCCUGCUCCCCGGUGCGACGCUGGCUUUGUGCCAGGUGAUUGAUCCGCUUCUCUCUGCAGCUAGCACCAAGUGCUUCCGGAUAUUCACUGAGAGUCAGGUGACCUACGACGAGGCCGUGGCGGCCUGCACGACGCAAGUGCUAGGAGGAGGGGGGAAGCUCCUAGUGGUGGACUCACCCGAUACAAGGGAUGCUGUCGCCAACGCAAUGAAGUUGGUGGUUAUGAGCCAAACCGUUCAGCGAACGACGAAGGACUUCUGGAUCGGGCUGAGACGGGCGAACCGGGACUCACCCUUCGUGUGGCAGGACGGGACCCAGCAGUCCAACGCGGUCAACGACUGGUGGGACGGAAACCAGAACCCUUCCGGCGACGCCAACUGCGCCUUCAUGCUCCCGUCCAAGUGGACCACAGUAUCUGCCAACGAUGCGAGGGAGAACACAACCCUCGGACUGGUGUGCAAGGGGAGCAUGGGGUCCAUGACGAUGUCCAACGUUGCGAGCAUCUUCACGACUCUCACCAAUUUCUUCCGCUCCUUCUUUUGAGUUCUCUUUGAGGAAGUGAAGAAAUGAAAAUCGUUUUCUUCGGUGG
Molecule: messenger RNA, 1009 nt
Organism: Darwinula stevensoni
Lineage: Eukaryota; Metazoa; Arthropoda; Ostracoda; Podocopida; Darwinulidae
Source: the annotation of a GenBank genome assembly